Molecule: messenger RNA, 5138 nt
Organism: Pangasianodon hypophthalmus (striped catfish)
Lineage: Eukaryota; Metazoa; Chordata; Actinopteri; Siluriformes; Pangasiidae
Gene: rgs6
Product: regulator of G protein signaling 6
Exons: 18
Coding region: 416-1885 (489 amino acids)
Biological process (GO): regulation of G protein-coupled receptor signaling pathway; intracellular signal transduction; G protein-coupled receptor signaling pathway
Source: RefSeq, a predicted model, not a curated record
CUCUCUCUCUGAUACACUCUCACACUCAUGCGUCCGGCUAGCACACACGCCAGGAUCUUCCCACUCUACCUGACCACUCUAUACUCGGCACAGUGGACACCCACGCUACCAUCCGUCCGUCCUGAGAGAGAGAGAAGGAGAAGAAGGAGAGGAUAGAGAUACAGUGAGAGAGAAAGAGAGAUACAGAGAGGGAACGAAGACUGCCGCAGCUGUCCUCAUCCUACAGCGAGUGGAACUACGGCUCUCCGUCCGCUCCUCUCCUCCCUCAUCCCCUCUUCUUCAGCAUGAACCCGCUCUUAUCUGGUUGCUAAGGAGGUGAGAUCGAGCUCGGAGGAGGAAGUGCACACGGUGGGAAUUUGUUGCUAAGGCCCUGAGCUGCAGUCACAUCGUCGUGGAGGGGGAAAAAGCGGAGAGCAUGGCUCAGGCCUCGCAGGAGCAGGGGGCGGUGGGGACGGCCGAUCCCGAGGAGGACUCGCCCAACAUGAUCGUCUACAGGAAGAUUGAGGACAUAAUCACCCGAAUCCAGGAUGAAACUGACGGCGUGCCCAUCAGAACUGUCAAGAGCUUCAUGUCAAAGAUUCCCAGCGUUGUCACAGGCUCAGACAUUGUUCAGUGGCUGAUGAAGAAUCUCUUCAUCGAGGAUCCCGCGGAGGCCUUGCACAUCGGGAGCCUGAUCGCUGCUCAGGGCUACAUCUUCCCCAUCUCGGACCACGUGCUCACCCUGAAGGACGACGGCACCUUCUACCGCUUUCAGGCUCCGUACUUUUGGCCGUCAAAUUGCUGGGAGCCAGAAAACACAGAUUACGCCAUUUAUCUGUGUAAGAGGACGAUGCAGAACAAGACUCGGCUGGAGCUAGCAGACUAUGAAGCGGAGAACCUGGCGAGGUUGCAGCGAGCAUUCUCCAGGAAGUGGGAGUUCAUCUUCAUGCAGGCUGAGGCUCAGGUUAAGAUUGACCGGAAGAAGGAUAAGACGGAGAGGAAGAUCCUGGACAGUCAGGAGCGAGCAUUCUGGGACGUACACAGGCCAGUGCCAGGCUGUGUCAAUACCACUGAAAUGGACAUCAGGAAGUGCCGCCGCAUGAAAAACCCACAACGUGUCAAGAAGUCAGUGUAUGGUGUGGCAGAAGACACACAGACACAGAGUCCUGUACACACACACUCACAGCAACCCAGGAAGGACACUAAGGAGGACGUCGAGAAGGAGAUUUUAUUCCUGAACACUCAGCUGGACAGACACUGUAUGAAAAUGUCCAAAGUGGCAGAAACGCUGAUGAGCUACACUGAGCAGUACCUGGAGUACGACCCGUUUGUGUCUCCCCCGGAGCCCUCCAACCCCUGGAUCAGUGAUGACACCACUUUCUGGGAGAUGGAGGCCAGCAAAGACCCGAGCCAGCAGAGGGUUCGGAAAUGGGGCUUUUCUUUGGACGAGGCUCUGAAGGAUCCAGUCGGCCGUGACCAGUUCCUCAAGUUCUUGGAGUCUGAGUUCAGUUCGGAGAACCUGCGAUUCUGGUUGGCGGUGCAGGAUUUGAAGCGGCGCCCCCUGCAGGAUGUUCCCACUCGGGCUCAGGAGAUCUGGCAGGAGUUUCUGGCUGAAGGUGCUCCGAGCUCCAUAAACCUAGACUCACACAGUUACGAGAGAACCAGCCAGAAUCUCAAAGACCCCGGACGCUACAGCUUCGAGGACGCACAGGAUCACAUCUACAAACUGAUGAAGAGUGACAGCUACACCCGGUUCUUACGCUCCAGCGCUUACCAGGACCUCCUGCUCGCCAGAAAGAAGCCUGAAAGUGAGCAGGGCCGCCGCACGUCUCUGGAGAAAUUCACCCGCAGCGUGGGUAAGUCUCUGACGGGGAAGCGUCUGACGGGCCUCAUGCAGUCGUCCUGACGAGCCCCGGGCUGUGAUUAACCUUGUUAAACCCAGAGGAGGAAGCAGAGGAAGCGGCGUGAUGGUGUACAUCGAUACAGCCGACACACGGACCAUCUGCUUCACCUCGGCAGCGUAGCCACAGACUCUACGGCAUGCAAUAAGUCAACAAAAACCUUACAAAUGCGGACCAUCUGUAUUUAACCUGAUUAUAUCCAAACCUCUGAUAUGAGAUAACAACAAAAGACUGCACAUACGAAUGUCAGGUUUUUAUUUCUGUGUACUUUUUUCUUACCAGCAGUGACAAAGGGAACAAAACACUCACUGCUUCAAUUGAUAUUUAAACAGUUCGUCGUCCAGUUCGUCCACUUUUCAUGGUGUGGAGUAAUCGUGAGCGGAUGGUCAUGUAGGAAGAAGAGCGUUCAGUCCCAAACAUUCCACAGGAGAGAAAAGAUUCAAGGGCUUCUGGUGUGUUUUCUCGGCGAGGAUUUGCACAGUGUUUUACUCCAGCGUCCAGCGUGUUAAGUGUUAAUACACACAGCACAACUCAGCUUCGUUUUCAUAUGUUUCAGACAAUCAGUCCCUUCUGCGUGACUGCAGUUCAUUUGAAUAAGUGUUUAAACAGGUUUGUGUUACAAUGUUAAAUAGUUAAAGCAACUCUCCAGUGUUUUUUUUUUUUUUUUUUUUAUUUUUUAAAAUUUUUAAAAAAAAUAAUAUCUAUCUAGCAUAUCUGUAGUGUAUGUGUGAUUAACAAGGGGAAGAAUUUUGGCACAUUUCCCUGCACUGACUGAGAGAGAGAGAGAGAGAGAGAGAGAAAGUGUACAGGGUGUGCUUUUAUAGGAAAAUAAUCAACAGGGUGGUGUGAUGACGCAGACUUAUUGUUACCACACCAAUGUUGAUUAUUUUCCUAAAACAGCAUUAAAUGUUUUAUUCCUCUUAUACCACAGGAAUUUCACAUGAUCACUAGUGCAUGCUGGGAAGUCCCAGGUUUCCAUAGGAACUGAAAUGAGAUGUUUUGGAGUGGGUUCCUCUGAUGUAGAACAUAUUCCUUUUAAAAUAAUCAAACAUACAUAUUCUCAAAACUCAAAAAUCAACUCACAGACCAAUUAUGUGGGAAAUCUACAGACCUGGCAACACUGCCACCGCUACACUGACCUUUAGACUUCCAUUAUUCCUGACAACCGGUUUUCACCAGGUUCUUAUUUUCACUACAGGAAAUUCCCAGUUCUUACAAGUGGUAAUCACACAUACGAUACAGAUAUAGAGAAUAGAAAAUAAGUUGAAAAACACUGGAGUUGUGCUUUGGGUGCUUUCACACUUGGCGUUUCAACUUUUCAAAAAAAAAGCACAGAGUGACGUCAAGCACUUUUUUUUUUACCUCCUGACCAAUCAGAUUGCAUGUUAAGGGAGAGUGAGAAAACCAAACAUGGAGGAUAAAGUGCUGGUGAAAAAUGUGUCUUGUUACUAAGUGAUUAAGAGAUUACGAGACACGAUGAAUUGAAAAUAUUUCAUUGUUGAUAUUCCAAUGUAUCGAAAAAUAACAGCGUGUGUAUUAUCAGGACGUUCACUGGUAUGUACGAUGGCCUUUCAGAGCCAUGUUGAUUUGACUUCAAAUCAACGAUACAAGAUUUUGAGAAUAAAGUCAUAAAUUGUAGCAAUAUUUCGACAAUAAAAUUGUAAUAUGUUGAGAAUGAAGUCAUAAUAUUUUGAGAAAAAAGUCGCAAUAUUUCAAGAAUAAAAUUCUAAUAGGUCAAAAAUAAAUUAGCAAUAUUUAGAGAAAAAAAUCACAAUAAUUUGAGAAAAAAGUUGUAAUAUUAAAAAAAGGGAGUCGUGAUAAUUCGAGAAUACUAUAAUAAUACUAUGACAAAAUGGUACAUAUAACUUUCAUGUGUAAAAUGCAACUUUAUUAUGAAUUCAUUCUUGAAAUAUUACAGCUUUAUUCUUAAAAUCUAUUUUUUUAAAAGUGGCCCUAAAACGCCAUCGUAGGUACGUGAUGUGACGUCUGAGUUUAACUUCAUCUGCGCAUACAGUCGAGUCAGCUCAAAUUCUCUUGAUUAUCUGCCUCUAAAGCUACAGCGAAGACAGACAGCCUCCUCAUGACCAGAGUUACACCAAUCUUUAUUUUAUCUGCGUUACGAGAUCGAGAGCUCAAGCUAGGUUAGUUAGUUAGCCGAUACUAGCUGGGAUUGGUAAGCACGUGGUUUGAGGUUGAGGCAGUAUUUUUUUCCAUAUCAGCACAAAAAGUGCUCCAGCCAACACUUAUUCUUUAACAAAAAGUGUGAAAGUGUGAAAGCAGUGUUUAUGAGGUGCUUUGAGAGAUGAACAUAGACUGAUAGCACAAUGACCACGGGUUUUACAAAAAUAUUCAUUCAACCUAUGUAUGCAUUAAUAACACAAAUCUACCUUAACCUACCUAACUGUUAAACGUCUUUAUCUAACCUGCCUGCCAAACUGACACUGUAAAUAUACUCUGAAUGUAAAAGAUAAUCACACACACACACAUACGCACACACUCUUCCCUCCCUAAGAGUCUCUGCCAACACGAGAGGACCUCAUGCUCGGACGAUGGCAAGGUUUCCAGUCCAGCGCUGCCUCUUUUACAAAAAAAAAAAAAAACGAACGCUGCCAUUUCAGGAAGCUGUGUAUCUGAAAGUGGUUCAUGAAGCGCCAUCACUGCCAGAGAUGCAUGGAGAAAAAAACAAAACAGACACUUUGAGGGUCUCAUCGGUCCAUAAUCAGCUCAUCAUCAGUGCGACUGGAGGAGACGCACCUGCGAGGAACCCUUCUUCUUCUUCUCUCCUCCUGUCUCCAUGUAGAACUGCUUUCUCGACGUAUAGCAGUGAAACGAUACGAAGCGUGUAAUAUAGUACAUGUAUUUACACUCACUGCAGCCAGUGUGCACAUAGAGAAUGCUGUGUAGAAUAUCCAGAGUGAUUAUUACUAUUAGAGGCACAACGAGCACAAAUCUAUGCAUGGGACAUUUCUAAAAGGAUUUUACAGCUUUUAGGUUUUUUUUUUUUUCAGAGAUAAAAAUAUUAGUAAGUGAUGAUGAUGAAUAGAAGGAUGUCAUGUCCUGAGUCAACCAAUAAACAACUCAGUAUCAAAGUAGAGUCCUGGCUUUAUUGUUGGUUUCAUUUUCUAUAAUUUGGCAACUUUAUAUCCAAGCCAGGACAUGUAAAGUUUUGGCACCCUUUAAACUUUUAUAAAUUUUCCAUAAUUACAGAUUCAUUUUGUCAAUAGCCAAGACCUGCCUACUUUGACAAAACAAGUAUGU